This is a messenger RNA of Umbelopsis ramanniana AG, 501 nucleotides long. RefSeq lists its product as uncharacterized. Gene Ontology annotation, cellular component: nucleoplasm; cytoplasm. The record is from RefSeq and is a predicted model, not a curated record. Lineage: Eukaryota; Fungi; Mucoromycota; Umbelopsidomycetes; Umbelopsidales; Umbelopsidaceae. Gene Ontology annotation, biological process: regulation of ERK1 and ERK2 cascade; negative regulation of SCF-dependent proteasomal ubiquitin-dependent catabolic process; protein dephosphorylation. Gene Ontology annotation, molecular function: F-box domain binding; protein tyrosine/serine/threonine phosphatase activity. The coding region runs from base 1 to 501 and encodes 166 amino acids. The transcript has 2 exons.
AUGGCUCACGGUGGAGCUGGCAACAACUUGGACGACUGGCGUUAUGAGAUGAGACGAGAAAUUCAAGAGAUCUUGCCUAACGUUUUCCUGGGUCCAUACUCAGCUUGCCGUGAUACCCAAGCACUGAAGUCUAAAGGCAUUACACACAUAGUAUGCUUUUUUGACAGCAAAGAAUCCACUAUAUUUCGAACAAACGUUCUGGCAUCAUCUUUUGAAUUUACUUGCAUCGAGGUGUCAGAUUCACCACUACAAAACUUAAUACCGCAGUUCCCUACAGCCACCAAACUCUUCAACAAUGCAAUAAGCUCUGGUGGGAAGGUAUUAGCAUGUUGCAAUGGAGGCAUGUCAAGAAGUCCUACGUUUGUAAUUGCAUAUAUAAUGGAAACGUUUCGAGUCGACUUUAUACGAGCAUAUCAAUUCGUCCAAGGAAAGCGAUUAUGUAUCAAUCCCAAUGAAGGCUUUAAAAGUCAGCUGAAGGUCAGUUUUUAUCUACUAGGCUAG